GUGGAUGUUGACGGAGCCUUAGUUAGAGCAGGAAGAGGUUCGCUUUUAACUUCAAGUUCGUGGAGGGUUUUCACCACCCGGAUCUCUAAAUGGGUCCCGUCGCCUAGCGUCGCCCAAAAGAGAGCUGCUGUUGUUCUGGAUGCCGCGGCUUGUUUCCGUUCAGCGGGUUUUGUGUCAAGCGCGCGUUUCCCGAGGAUCAUCUCAAGAAUGGCAGCGAUCCCGUCCAGCGGCUCCCUCGUCGCCACCCACGACUACUACCGAAGACGUCUGGGAUCGACAUCCAGCAGCAGCUCGUGUGGAAGCUCCGAGUACAUAGGGGAGGUGAUUCCACACCAUCCAGGUCUGCCCAAGCAAGACUCCGGGCACUGGUGGUCCAGCUUCUUUUUUGGGAAGCAGAACCAGCCAGGGACUGCCACCGGGACAGAACCCCAGCAGAAGACAGGAGUACUCAGCGUGACCAAUGGACAGGUGACCUGUGUAGUCAAAGACAUGGAGAUGAUGAGGCAGCUCAGCAAAUCCAGUGAUUCUGGAAAGACCGAGGCCAAGAAUCCACCACCUUCUUGAACUCGAGUCUAAGGUCAACGUUAGGAGAUGGGAGAUGGCUCUAUUUUUAUCUCUAGAGCAGGCUGCUUAAGUUAUGAUUUAAAUUUUUUUUUGUGACCAAAUGUUUUUUGGGGAAUAUAACAGCAGUCGAUGCAUUUGUAUUUUUUUUUCCCCCCACUUUGUCUUCUUGUUACUUGCGGGCGAAUAAAGUAUUUUAAAGCAGCCCA
Molecule: messenger RNA, 770 nt
Organism: Scleropages formosus (Asian bonytongue)
Lineage: Eukaryota; Metazoa; Chordata; Actinopteri; Osteoglossiformes; Osteoglossidae
Product: pancreatic progenitor cell differentiation and proliferation factor B-like
Exons: 5
Coding region: 208-564 (118 amino acids)
Biological process (GO): cell differentiation; multicellular organism development
Source: RefSeq, a predicted model, not a curated record